AUGGCCUGCUCAAGCGCAAGACCCUGCUGUGUGAUCAUGAACUCUUACCACACACGCCUCCUGCUGACUGUUCUGCUCGGUUUCGCAUUGUUCGGGGCGCGCAGAACCUGUUUCAGUGCUCCAUCCUCACGUAAGCAGCGACCACUCAGCGUGGUUCGAGAGACGACUGGGAUGACCAUUCACCAGCCGCUUCCCGGUGAGUCUAGGACCGAGAACAUGUCGGUUGCGGAAGCGCAUCUUUGUAGCCACAUUGCUGAAGCCGGCAGGCGAGGUGACUGGCUGAGCGCGGUGCGGCUUUGGAACAAGUACUCCGGUUCUGCAAUCCCAGUUAUCACUGCAGCUUUGCAUGCAGCUUUCCGUUGCGGCCGAUAUAGGGAAGCGCAUCGCAUUUACGAUAGGCUGACGCAGUUGCACAUCGAGGUGAAGCCACUAACCCUGAUGGUUGCGAUGAAGAUAUUCGGAAAGCUGAACAACGCAGAAAAAGUUGCGGAAAUUUGGGCAGAAAUUGAGGACAAAGGCUGGGUGGACAAGCUUUCAUAUGGUGCACGAAUCGAUGCCGCGGCAUAUUUGGGUGACAUGGAGGGAGCAGCUCAAGUCCUAGACACUAUGCACUCCCUCAAUCUGACUGUCAGUGUGUAUUCUUACAACUCCGCAAUCUAUGCAUGCGCCUCUUCAAGCCCUCCCAGUCAUGCAGCUGCCAUGUUCUUGUUCCAGACACUGGUUGACAGCGGCAUGCAGCCAACAGUCGUCACCUGCACCAACCUUGCACGCGCACACAUGAAUGCAGUCAUCCCCAAGCUUCGGCGUGUUCGAUCCAUCGUGAACGAGUAUGGCAUCAAGUGUGAUCCAAUCUUUGUCGAGACUUAUUUGGCCGCGGUAUUCUACGGCCGGAUCGCCCGCAAUGCUUUCACUGCGAAGGAUGCGGAAAAAGUGUUUGUGGGGCUGCCGGACCUUCACGAAAGAGAGGGGAAGCGAAAAUUGCUUUGA
Molecule: messenger RNA, 987 nt
Organism: Symbiodinium sp. CCMP2456
Lineage: Eukaryota; Dinophyceae; Suessiales; Symbiodiniaceae
Source: the annotation of a GenBank genome assembly